AUGGAAAGAAGCACCUGGAGCCCCACGACCGCUACUACCGCCGCGCCCCUCGCGCCCCAGGAGCGCAUCCGCAAUGCGGCCGACAUCUCAGUCAUCGUUGUCUACUUCGUGGUGGUGAUGGCUGUCGGGCUGUGGGCUAUGUUUUCCACUAAUCGUGGGACAGUUGGAGGCUUCUUCCUGGCAGGCCGAAGUAUGGUGUGGUGGCCGAUCGGAGCUUCUCUCUUCGCCAGUAACAUUGGAAGUGGCCACUUUGUGGGGCUAGCAGGGACGGGAGCAGCUGCAGGCAUCGCCACUGGGGGCUUUGAAUGGAACGCAUUGAUUUUGGUGGUUCUGCUGGGCUGGGUGUUUGUCCCCAUUUACAUUAAAGCUGGGGUGGUGACAAUGCCAGAGUACCUACGGAAGCGGUUUGGAGGCCAGCGGAUCCAGAUCUACCUCUCUAUUCUGUCCCUGUUGCUCUACAUUUUCACCAAGAUCUCGGCAGAUAUCUUCUCUGGGGCCAUAUUCAUCAAUUUGGCCUUGGGUCUGGAUCUGUACCUGGCCAUAUUUAUCCUAUUGUUGAUCACUGGCCUUUAUACAAUCACAGGGGGCCUAGCUGCUGUGAUUUACACGGACACCUUGCAGACGGUGAUCAUGCUGGUAGGGUCUUUCAUCCUGACUGGGUUUGCUUUUUACGAAGUGGGAGGGUAUGAAACCUUCAUGACAAAGUACAUGAAUGCCAUUCCAACCUUGAUUUCUGAUGGAAAUAUCACUGUCAAGAAAGAAUGCUAUACCCCGAGGGCUGACUCCUUCCACAUCUUUCGAGAUCCUCUCAAGGGAGACCUCCCAUGGCCUGGGCUCAUCUUUGGGCUGUCCAUCAUUGCCUUGUGGUACUGGUGCACAGAUCAGGUCAUUGUGCAGCGCUGUCUCUCAGCCAAGAACAUGUCCCAUGUGAAGGCUGGCUGCAUCAUGUGCGGGUACCUGAAGCUGCUGCCCAUGUUCCUCAUGGUGAUGCCAGGAAUGAUCAGCCGCAUCCUGUACACAGAAAAAGUCGCCUGUGUCCUCCCCUCAGAAUGUAAGAAGUUUUGUGGCACUGAGGUUGGCUGUACCAACAUCGCCUAUCCGACCCUAGUGGUGGAGCUCAUGCCCGAUGGAUUGCGAGGCCUAAUGCUGUCAGUCAUGUUGGCCUCUCUCAUGAGCUCCCUAACCUCCAUCUUUAACAGCGCCAGCACCCUUUUCACCAUGGACAUCUAUACCAAGGUCCGGAAGCGAGCAUCUGAGAAGGAGCUCAUGCUUGCUGGAAGGUUGUUCAUCCUGGUCCUGAUUGGCAUCAGCAUUGCCUGGGUGCCCAUUGUGCAGACGGCACAGAAUGGGCAGCUCUUUGAUUACAUUCAGUCCAUCACCAGUUACUUGGGACCACCCAUUGCAGCUGUUUUUCUGCUUGCUAUUUUCUUCAAGAGAGUCAAUGAGCCAGGAGCCUUUUGGGGACUGAUCUUAGGAUUUGUGAUUGGGAUAGCCCGUAUGCUGACUGAGUUUGCCUAUGGAACCGGGAGCUGCAUGAAUCCCAGCAACUGUCCCACAAUUAUCUGUGGUGUGCACUAUUUGUACUUUGCCAUCAUCCUCUUUAUCAUUUCUAUCAUCACCAUUGUGACCAUCUCCCUCUUUACCAAGCCCAUUCCAGAUGUGCAUCUCUACCGUCUCUGUUGGAGUCUGCGCAACAGCAAAGAGGAGCGUAUUGACCUGGAUGCAGGAGAGGAGGAUAUCCAAGAAGCCCCGGAGGAGACCAUUGAAAUUGAAGUUCCUGAGGAGAAGAAAGGAUGCUGCAGGAGGGCCUAUGACCUGUUCUGUGGGCUGGAUCAGCAGAAGGGCCCCAAGAUGACCAAGGAACAGGAGGAAGCAAUGAAAAUGAAGCUAACAGACACCUCUGAGAAGCCUUUGUGGCGAAUGAUAGUCAACACCAAUGGCAUCAUCCUCCUGGCCGUGGCUGUCUUCUGCCAUGCGUAUUUUGCCUGAGUCCUGCUCUCACCUGCAGACUGUGCUCAUGAAGGCCAGACUCUUCACACCACCUCUCUUUAGUCCCGUUCUGUGGCAUUGAAGGGAAGCUGACCAUUGUGAAUUUAGGUUGGAUAAAUGUGUAAUUACAGGUCAGCUAUAGGAAAAUCAUUAGUUUGCUGUUAACUUAUAUAUUCGAAGCCAGUGUGAUGUAGUCAGCUGUAUGUAGUAGAGCCACAAGAGGAAAUUCCACUCAGUCAUAGCUAGAAAAAGGCAGGCUAAGGAACAGAAGCCCUGUGAUGACUGAUAUGUUUUUGUCUCAGAUAGAUUCAGUGUGCCAACAUUGUUUGUAAUCCUUGAAUAUUAUUUUGAGUAUUUCAGCCUUUUUGGUUCCUGCUAAUUUCUUCAUCUGACCUCCUCUCAUCUUUUUUAAAAGCAAACUCCCCCCCUCCAUUAUAUCCCUGCCAAUUUUUUCCUGGCAUAAGAAAAAUUAAUCUGAUAAACUGGUGAAGAUAUUGAGACCGAGGAUGGUUGCCUAAUGGGGUCCUUGUCCUGGGCACUUUUCUUCUUUGAAGUAGAGGCUUGUGGAUGUCAGUAUAUACUCUAAAGGGAGGGACCAAGGCACCAGACUCAGGCCAGUAGGGGAAGACAAUAAUCAUGAGUCCAAGGGAUUUUUCUGCUUUUCUUAAAAAUGUCCAUUGUGAGUUCCCCAUGUUUGGGAUUUCACUCAUUUUGACAUUCACUGUGCCUGGAAGGUCUUAGCCACUAAGCAAUGUUUGUUGACUGAAUGAAUGAUAAGGGCAUUUAUUUAUAAAUACUUUAUUAUUAUUAUUUUUUCACCUGCUUUAUUUUUACUAAGUCUGGCCCUUGGUUAACAUUUUCCUGUGGCUUCACAAACCACGCACUGUGGUGAGUUUCAUGAAUUGGAAUGCAUUUACCCAAGGCUGCUCUUUCUCCCAGUGCUAUUGUUCCCCUACUGCUUUGGAAGUUGAUUCUAUGUCAGGUAAUAGUGGGAAUAAAUGAGCCACCUGGGCGCAUCUGCAUCUCAAGGCAGCUGCACUCGACUGCAACCUGGAGAUAGCAUGAGAUCCUCCUCCUCAUGAGUUCACAUGACCACAGCCCUCCCUUUUUUAGGUGUCUUGAUUGGUCAUCAUCAUUGAUCAAGAUGAGGGUAAGUGGUAUCUGUUUCAGACGGAAGUGCCAAAUACCUCUAGCUGAGGAGGGUGUAUUUCUUGUUAAGCCUACUUUCCAGGGGGAAAAUUCUUUUAAUCCACCUGUGAAAUUUCAAUUACUGUUGUAAUAUAAUCACAUUGAAGUUAAGAAAAAGUCACAAUGUUAGUACUGACUGAUUUCAGGCUAUCUUAGAAAGAAAGCUGGGAUCUAAGGUUCUGUGGAGCUGAGAAUGGUUCCUGGAGGUAAAAAUGGUUUGAAAUGUAAAGGGAUGGCUUGUUAUUGUAGAAGAAAGCAAACCCAGAGGGCACUAUUUGAUGUGCCUUCUCACUCCCCCGUGGAAGGACCCUUAAACUAGGCAGAACAGAUGGAAAAGUGGAGAAUUUCACGUGAUUACCAUUAUCCAGAGUUCUGUCUUGUGUAGAGUCUGUGGUAUGUGCUUUGAGAGGUCAAAGAGAGAGGAUAAAAAGCUGGUAGAUGAAGUGGGUGGCAUAGAGUUUCUAGAUUGUCCUGGAUUCUGUUUCUGGCUUUGUCAAUGAUUCACUGUGUAUGUUGUGGUAAAUUAUUUUGUCUCAGCUGUGUAUUUUUCUCUUUGAAAACUGGGAACCUUGAUGCUUAUAGGAUCUACCUACCUCCUGGUGGUGUGACCAGGUCACUUUUGAAGAGAAGAUGCAGAUACAUACAUGAAAAAUGUCAUUCAGAUAUUAUAUUAAGGUGCAUUAUAGUCCCAUAAAUUAAAAUGUAUUACUUUGAUAAAAAUUAAAACAUUAAAAACCCUAUCUUCAUGUUUCCUGUUCUCCAGAAAUUCCAGACAAAUAGUGAAUGUAUUUGUGGUGACCUUUUAGUUGAACAUAAAAUAUGGAUUAGGAAGCAGAAAACCAGGAUAGUUGGGAAUACAAUCUAGUAAUUUGAACAUUAUUUAAAAAUCUAUCAAGGUUUGGAGGUGAUUUCUACAGCAAAACCUCUAGUAAAUACAUGGCAAGUAACUACUUCUAAUGCAAUAAUGUCCCAUUACAACCGAAUGAGCUACCUGGGUAACAAGGGAUUGGUGAGAGAUAAAUUGCACUAGAAUAAUUGCAAGUAUACAGGAAAGAGCUAUUCUUUACCUCAAACUGAAGAUGGCAUUAUACAUGGGGCAGAAUGACUACUUAUUAAUGUUCAGUUUACAAAACUGAAGAAUCAUGCCCUAUCAGGAAAACAGCUUCUUUAAAUAUGGAUAACUAUUUUUUUAAACAUUUUUUAUUGUGACACGUAACAUAUAUACAGAAAAGUGAUAUCUUUCAAAAUACAGUUAUAAAGUAGUUAUAGAGUAAAUUUCAAAGUAUGGUAUGGGUUACAGUUCCACAAUUUCAGUUAUUUCCUUCUAGCUAUCCUAAUAUGCUAGAGACUAAAAAGAAAUAUCUAUGUAAUGAUUCAGUAGUAAUAAUCCUUUGUGAAAGAUGCUACUCCUCUCUCUCAUUUGAUCACUGCCUCAAUCUUUAGGGAUAUUUAGGCAAUGACCACUCUACCUUGUUCAUAUUGAAAAAGGGGUGUCCACAUUAUGGUGAAGGGGGAUGCAGCUGGUUGAUGCUCUUGAAGAGGCUGGUGCUUUUGGGUUUUGGGACUUAUAUGGCAUAAGAACAA
Messenger RNA from Choloepus didactylus (southern two-toed sloth), 4761 nucleotides. RefSeq names its product solute carrier family 5 member 1 (gene SLC5A1). The record is from RefSeq and is a predicted model, not a curated record. Gene Ontology annotation, molecular function: D-glucose:sodium symporter activity. The transcript is spliced from 15 exons. Gene Ontology annotation, biological process: transmembrane transport; sodium ion transport. Gene Ontology annotation, cellular component: plasma membrane. Bases 1 to 1989 code for a protein of 662 amino acids. Lineage: Eukaryota; Metazoa; Chordata; Mammalia; Pilosa; Megalonychidae.